AAGAGAAUGUCAAAACAAAAAAGAAAAAGAAAAAUACAUAGUAAAAAGUAAAAAUGCAUUUUACAAUUUUUUUACUUGUCACAAGCAUUCAAACAUGGAAUAUAGCAUUUGGUACAAGGGACAUCUACAAUUUACCAGAAAAUAUAUCAUUCUCAGGAAUUCUUGCAUUUGGUGAUUCCAUGCUUGAUACAGGCAACAAUAACCAUCUUCCAUUAACUCCUGUAAAGUCCAAUUUUUACCCAUAUGGUAUCAAUUUAAUCCUCGGAAAAUCUCCGUCCGGCAGGUUUUCUAACGGAAAAAUGCUACCAGAUCUUUUAGCACAAAAUUUAAAUAUUGGUUCCGGUAUCGUAUUACCUUAUCUAAGUCCAGCAAUAACACCUGAAAACCUUAAUAAUGGAUUAUUAUCUUUUGCUUCGGCUGGAACAGGAUAUGAUGCUUUAACCACCUCUUAUUCGUCAUCUAUAUCAUUAGUAGAUCAAAUAACAAAUCUGGAAGAAUUUACAAACAAGUUGUUCAGAUUACUCGGAAAUAAUAAUGUAACACUAAGUAUCUUCUAUCACAAAGCCUUGGUUCUAGUAUCAGCAGGUGUUGAUGACAUUAUCAACUAUUUUCCUACAACUGAAAAUUCUCCUCCAAGUCCUCGGAGUAUCCAGUAUAAAUUUGAUGACUAUACUGAUCUUUUGGCCGAAACUUCAUUUAACUUCGUCAAAAAUUUAUUUGAUAAAGGAAUAAGAAGGAUUGGAGUUUUGGGAGUACCACCAAUUGGUUGUUUUCCAGCAUAUAGACUUUCAAAAAAUUGUAAUGGUGAUAUGAAUUCCGCCGCAACUUUAUUAAAUUCGAAAUUGUCUCGCAAGUUGGCUGAUCUUGGUGCCGAGAAAGAACUUUCCAGCGCCCAAAUUGUCUUUAUGGAUAUUUACAAGGACUACAUGGAAAUUAUCCAAAAUCAAGAUACAUAUGGUUUUGAUGUUAUAAGUAAAGCAUGUUGCGGAAUAGGAAAUUUAGAUACUCCAUAUUUAUGUAAGAAAGUAAAUGCAACUCUAUGUGACGUUAACAAGCUUCAAUAUUUAUUUUGGGACGGCCAUCAUCUUACAGAAAGUGGAUACGGUUUGCUUGCUUUAAAAUUUUUUAAAAAAUAUUUGCUAAAAUUUACAAAACCCCAGUAUUUGUGAAUUUCUUUUACCGGAGGGAUUUAUAAGAAAAUUUCACUUUAGGCAGGUCUUUGUGUUUUUGUAUUUUUUUGUUUUAUUACUUUUCAAUUAAAUUGUAUUACUUAUUUAGUAUAUGUAAUUAUUUUAUCCAAUUAAAA
Molecule: messenger RNA, 1306 nt
Organism: Mercurialis annua (annual mercury)
Lineage: Eukaryota; Viridiplantae; Streptophyta; Magnoliopsida; Malpighiales; Euphorbiaceae
Product: GDSL esterase/lipase At5g42170-like
Exons: 5
Coding region: 54-1169 (371 amino acids)
Biological process (GO): lipid metabolic process
Cellular component (GO): extracellular region
Molecular function (GO): lipase activity
Source: RefSeq, a predicted model, not a curated record